AUGGCUUCGGUAGCCACUGACAGCACUCCUGGAGCCGUCGAGUCGAUCGCGAAGACCAACAACGCCUCUCCAUAUCCCACGUACAAUUUCAGCUUCACACCAUUCCUCCGUUCCAACGGUGUCGCUGCCCUUGCUUCAACAGUCCCAGUCUGCCCUGAAUACGCCGCGACCGGACACUGUCCGCGCGGCCGUAGAUGCGCUGACCGUCAUCCCACACCCUCUCAGCAACCUCAACAUCACUAUGGCCGCCAGAACGACAACUAUGUCUGCAAGCACUGGCUCAAGGGACUUUGCAAGAAAGGUGAUGCCUGUGACUACCUCCACGAAUACAACCUGCGAAAGAUGAGCGAAUGUCAAUUCUACAACCAGAAUGGGUAUUGCCAAAACGGAGACGAGUGCCUCUAUGUUCAUGUCAAGGAGGGUUCGAAACUACCAUUGUGCGAGGACUACAAUAAAGGUUUCUGCGAAAAGGGUCCAAGAUGCGGAAAGAGACACACGGACCGAACUGCAAAUUUGGAGUCCACCUCAGAAGUGGUGGACCAGCAGGCGACAAGGGUGGUGAAGCUCACAGGCGAGACAGGGUGGCAGAUUUAG
Messenger RNA from Exophiala xenobiotica, 594 nucleotides. RefSeq lists its product as uncharacterized. The transcript is spliced from 2 exons. The record is from RefSeq and is a predicted model, not a curated record. Gene Ontology annotation, molecular function: RNA binding; metal ion binding. Lineage: Eukaryota; Fungi; Ascomycota; Eurotiomycetes; Chaetothyriales; Herpotrichiellaceae. The coding region runs from base 1 to 594 and encodes 197 amino acids.